AUGUACAUAAAUGUACCUGAAGUGGGAACCGAAGAAGUAACCUUCUUCUCACAUUCUCCACUUCAGUCUGAGUGGCCAGGGACCACUGUCCCGGAUCAGGCCCACCAGUACGCACGCCCGCUCCACACCCCGCGACGGCCUCAGUGCCGGACAUUACCCCCGGGCCCUCUCGACCCCGGACACGUCCCUGACAAUACCCUUGAAGCACACAUCCUAGAUUGUUGGAGAGUGCUAAUGGAUGUUGACAGUCUUGAAAAGCUGAAGGAACUCUCACCAGCAGAGUUGGUCCAGGCAGCGAAGCGCAUGCAAGAAGUGUUUGCAUCCUCCGAAGCUCUGGAGGGAAUUGGGAUUACCGAAGAUGUCAAAAGAAGAAAGAAGAGAAAAGAUAAUGAGAAAGGGACACACCUGGAAUUCAACCCCAGGAUUGAUCAUGUACAUUGGGGCGCUGUUCUUUUCAUGAGGGAUGCCCUUAUGUAUUAUGAGCUGUGCGAUGCAAUCUGUAGCGGGGACGUUGGCCGGAUGAUGAAUACAGUCCCAACACUCCUAUGCCAUAUGCACGGGGGUGGUAACAAGAACUACACACACUUGCUUUUGGAUCUAAUGCAGGCUUACCAUAUGGAAUGGACAGAGGAGAUGCGGGAAUUCCUUAUGAUGAACUGUUGGCUGGUCAACCUGUCCGGUCUUCCAGAUGGGUUCUAUGGCUUAGACUUGCUACAAGAGCACAAUGUUAAAGCAGUAAAGAGCACAUUCAAAGUCGUUGGGCCAGCAUCGACAUGGGCAUACAUAGAGAAGAUUUCCCCAGCUAUUGUCACGACCGACAAAUCCCGGGGCUCCGUCAGCGGCGAACCAAUGCCGAUAGGCGAAUCCACCGACCUGAAACCCAUCCUAACCAGCCCCCAACCCCAUACCCUGCCGGUAUUCCAACCUUACCUCCAGUUCCUGAGCCCUUGGCGCUCCUGGCAUUCAGUCACGCCUGCCUUGUCUCCAUCUGAACCACACUCAUCGCUUCCCACUAUGUGGUCACAGCCAUGCCCCGCUUCCGUCCACUCCGCACCCUCUGCCCACUCCGCACCCUCUGCCCAUCUCUGCACCUUCUGGCCACUUCUGGUUGCCCUUGACACCUCUGGUCAGGUCAACACUCCCACUCCCCUCUGUACCUCUGUUGGCCUUCAUGCUGUCCUUGUGUGA
Cantharellus anzutake is the source of this 1188-nucleotide messenger RNA. RefSeq lists its product as uncharacterized. The record is from RefSeq and is a predicted model, not a curated record. Bases 1 to 1188 code for a protein of 395 amino acids. NCBI's taxonomy places the organism in Eukaryota, Fungi, Basidiomycota, Agaricomycetes, Cantharellales, Hydnaceae. The transcript has 5 exons.